AUGACAACAAUUCCUAGACAUUACCUGUUCGCAUUAGCCAGUCUGUUCUUGGGUCGCGACAGCAGUAUACUGCAGGCAAUAACCAGCCAGUGGUCCGCAACAGCGUCGUUGUCUCCACCAGCCGCGAGCUCCGUCACCCCGUCUGGUCUCACCGCGCCUGGGGCUUCGACUUCGUCUCGUCCUCACCUGCCUGAGUCUGAUGUCUCGGUUCCGAGAACUGGCCCCCGCAGCCUGCAGCCAUCCAGUACACGUGCCUUCCCCCAGCUCGCUGCUCUGAGUGCGGCCAGUGACGCGCUAGUUGAGGACUCCGUCUCGGAGCGUACCAAACAAACAUUUAAGCCUGGUAUUGCUGCUUAUUUAGAGUUCUGCCGUUCUAACUCCAUUGUGGCACUUUCUCCUACUACUGAAAAUAUUGUGUCCUUCACCACUAGUCUCUUUGUUGUAAGAAGUCUGUCUCUGUCAUCAAUUCGCGUUUACCUAGCGGCAGUCCGCUACUACCUGUUGUGCAAUGGGGCGGCAGUGGAUGUUUUAAAGUCUGCUCGCCUAACAGCAGUGUUGCAUGGCAUAGAGAGACGGCAACCCCCCUCAGCGUUGGCUCGGAGAGAGCUUUCGGUGGACGACUUGAUCCAUUUCCGGCGAUACUUGCAACGUUCAAAUUAUGCAUAUGUGGAUCAGACUAUGCUGUGGGCAAGUGUAACUCUAGCCUUCUAUGGCUUGCUGCGUGCCAGUGAGUAUCUGGCGCCUUCUAUUCACACGUUUGACAGCCAAAGAGCACUUGUGUGGACGGCUGUCAGUAUUGCACCCGACUCGGUCACGCUGCGGCUGAAAGUCACUAAGACGCGCCAAUCUGGCGACGGUGGAACUGUCACGGUGUCUUCUACUGGCGACGAAACGUGCCCGGUACUGGCAAUGUCCGAAUUCCGGCGCACGACAGCUCAAGCCUGCAGCGCUCAACCUGUGUUCGCUUUUGCUGAAGGGAAUUACCUUACUCCGCCAUGUUUGAACAAGAUACUUCGUCAGGCUCUCAACUGCAACCAGGUGAGCUCCCACUCCAUGCGGAUUGGUGGGGCGACACUCCUGGCGUCCAGAGGUGCAAGUGAAGCGGUGAUACGACGGGCAGGGCGGUGGCGCAGUACAGCUUCUGAGCGCUAUGUUCGGCAAGUGGCCGGCAUGCCACCCCAAUGGACAAGUAGUGUAGCAUCUCUACGUGACAGGGUGUGAGUGCAAGUGAGUGUUAUGCUCUGCUGACAUUUAUUGAUUCCGUGCCGAUAGGCGGUAUACAGAUCCCUUCAUUUAACUAUAAGUAUUAGGUGGGGUUUGCCAUUGUCACUCAUGUCGGCCCUGAUAAGCAGUGUGAUGGAUGCGUUUGGCUCCAGGUGUCUGUUUUUGGGAGGGCCACGUAUACAUGGCUGCUGUGUUGCUGCUGCAAUGUUGUGGCAGCGCCAUCUUGAUGUGAUGGACUGGUGUUGUAACAGUGUACCCAUUUGCUGUUGCUGGGUACCGUAGUUUGUCAGUUGUGCCUGUUUGAAGUUGCCAGGCCAGCUUGUAUUGGUGCGUUCCCGUUUGCUGUUGCCGGGACACCAUGUUUGUAACGGCGUACCCGUUUGCUGUUGCCGGGGCCGUGUUUGUACUGGUGCGUUCCCGUUUGCUGUUGCCGGGGCACCAUGUUUGUAACGGCGUACCCGUUUGCUGUUGCCGGGGCCGUGUUUGUAUUGGUGCGUUCCCGUUGAGUUUGCCGGGGCACCUUGUUUGUAACGAUGUACCCGUUUGCUGUUGCCGGGUGACAUGUUUGCCAAUUGUGCUUGUUACAAAUUGCCGUGCUGUGCUCGUUAUGAGGCGAUAAGAAUUAUGAGCCAUGCAUUGGCUUGUGCCCAAUGGCUCUUGCUAACACGGCAAUUUGCUAUCAUUGGUGAUAUUUCAAAGAGUGACAAAUGUGAAAAAAGAUAAUGGCAAACCCCCCAACUAGGUUCUAUGCUUGGUGUGCUGGUGCGAGCAAGUUUUGCAAGCAUAUUGCAAUGUGGAAUACAUGCGUGUGUAUACAUAAUAAUUAUUAUUACGCUUGGCCACAAGGCCUAGCGGGCGUGUGCACGCACACUUGGGUGUGCGGUAGCAGGUGCAUGCAUGUGGGUUAAAUGCCGGCUUUGAGUAUCAAAGCCAAGUUAGCCCACGCGGGCACAUGCGCAGUGAUGGUCUCAUGAUGCAUAUCAUUAAUUAUUAUUCUGUGCCGAGUAUGAUCUGUAAUUUGCAUUUUUGCACUGCUGCUACUGUUGCCUUUAUGCGUGCUGCAGUAGCUAGUUGAAUGCAGUUUGGUUUGUCUUUCCUUUGGACAAGAAGUGCUUUCCGUGUCAGGCUGGUCAUUUCUCUCCCUCCCUCCCUCCCUUUUGCAAUCGCUUGGAGGGCCACGUAUACAUGGCUGCUGUGUUGCUGCUGCAAUGUUGUGGCAGCGCCAUCUUGAUGUGAUGGACUGGUGUUGUAACAGUGUACCCAUUUGCUGUUGCUGGGUACCGUAGUUUGUCAGUUGUGCCUGUUUGAAGUUGCCAGGCCAGCUUGUAUUGGUGCGUUCCCGUUUGCUGUUGCCGGGACACCAUGUUUGUAACGGCGUACCCGUUUGCUGUUGCCGGGGCCGUGUUUGUACUGGUGCGUUCCCGUUUGCUGUUGCCGGGGCACCAUGUUUGUAACGGCGUACCCGUUUGCUGUUGCCGGGGCCGUGUUUGUAUUGGUGCGUUCCCGUUGAGUUUGCCGGGGCACCUUGUUUGUAACGAUGUACCCGUUUGCUGUUGCCGGGUGACAUGUUUGCCAAUUGUGCUUGUUACAAAUUGCCGUGCUGUGCUCGUUAUGAGGCGAUAAGAAUUAUGAGCCAUGCAUUGGCUUGUGCCCAAUGGCUCUUGCUAACACGGCAAUUUGCUAUCAUUGGUGAUAUUUCAAAGAGUGACAAAUGUGAAAAAAGAUAAUGGCAAACCCCCCAA
This is a messenger RNA of Sycon ciliatum, 2966 nucleotides long. RefSeq lists its product as uncharacterized. The record is from RefSeq and is a predicted model, not a curated record. The coding region runs from base 1 to 1221 and encodes 406 amino acids. Gene Ontology annotation, molecular function: DNA binding. Gene Ontology annotation, biological process: DNA integration; DNA recombination. NCBI's taxonomy places the organism in Eukaryota, Metazoa, Porifera, Calcarea, Leucosolenida, Sycettidae. The transcript has 3 exons.